GCAUCAUUCCCCGACCUUGGCCAUCAUGAUUGAUAUUAGGCGAUUGACUUCGGAAUCCCCUUUCUAGAAUCCACCUUCGCAUCGACAUGUCUCUUCAAGCCUCCAUCAAUCCCAAGACCGACUUAGUUCCGUACCUGUUCAAUAUCCCUAACAGCUAGCCGCCAUGAGUAACAAGUCCGCCAUGUCUAGCGCAUGGGACGAUGAUUGGGAAUCUAUUGCCGAUAAAGAAGAAGCGAAGCCGGCUAGCGCCAGAGAUCCUGUGAUCCUGACCCGAGCCGAACGCAGAGCGAAGCAUCAAGAGGCGAAUCGGGCAUUAUGGGAGAGCGCUGAUGCCGAACGAUCCAUUGAGAAGCCAGCGGACCUCUUCUUGGCGGCGCAGGAGAAGGUCCCCUUCAAGUCCGACUUCAAACCAGCCGUCAAAGUCCUCAGCCGCAAGCCGCCCGCCGCGGCCCCGAAGACGGACCUUGCAGCCGGCGUGGGGGCUCUCACAGUCAUGGACGACGAGGACGACAGCGAAGAGGAGCGCCGCAAGAAAUACGUGGCGUCAUUCCAGGAGCGACAGGAACGUGCUCGAAAAGAGCGCGAGGAGAAAGCCGCACGAUACGAGGAAGUUCGCGCCAGGUUAUUCGGGACGAGCAGCUCCAACGCCGAAGAUCAAGAGAGCUCGAAAUCCCAACGCCACUCGCGGAACAACAGCGGGAGCAGGAACCCACCCCGAGGAAAGGGACGAGGGCGAGGCAUCAACGACCGAGACUCCUCCCACAGCCCCCGUCCGUCGCCAGGGCAGUCGCCAGCAAGGUCCGCGACGGCGCAAAAGAAACAGCUUUUCGAUCCAAGCUAUACGGCCAAACCAGGCAGCGCGUACGCGCAACGGCGGGAUCCAUCAGAUCGUGGAGCCGCAACCCCUACCAACGAUGACGCACAGCAACCGAUCCGUGAACCGCGAGGGCCCGAUGGGAGUGGACGAGGUGGGUUUGGGUUUUCCGGACGGGGAAAACGAGCAUUGGGCUAGGCUGGGUUCAGCGUGAGCAAUUCGCCAUCCACGUGGUUUGGUGAUAAGGAUGGGAUCGGCGAGCACGACGACGGAGCAUCAAGGCGAGUCGACCACCAAUUCCGUGGCUUUCCCGUCACGGCGCUCUUGCGUUCCCCGGGGGGUGGGGAGUCGGCCGUUGAGCUACGGCGAAGUGUAAGAUCCGCGAAAUAGAGUUUCGCGUCACUUUCGGAUGAGUACUGGCGCAAAUAUCACGCUUCGAGUCGUGGCCAUCACCUUCGCCUAC
Molecule: messenger RNA, 1277 nt
Organism: Eremomyces bilateralis CBS 781.70
Lineage: Eukaryota; Fungi; Ascomycota; Dothideomycetes; Eremomycetales; Eremomycetaceae
Exons: 3
Coding region: 164-1012 (282 amino acids)
Source: RefSeq, a predicted model, not a curated record